UAAUUAAAUCUAAACAUAAUUCAAAUACAACCAUCGUUUAAAACAACGAUAGAAAAAAGGAAAUUUUAAUCAAAAUGGCAAACAAAAUAGCUCUCCUUGCAUGCGUUUGUUUCAUCGCUGUACGGAAUAUAUCUGCUCAAUGCAUUGGAGCAUACAAUGGUCUUGGUCUGAAUGCUUAUGCUGCUGGAGCUCCGUUUGCAGCACCUUGGGCUGCUGGUCCAAUCGCUGCUGCUGAAUGCGGAACCUUUUCUCCAUUUGUGCCGUCUAGCGGUGGUGGCUUCACGAUUACCAGUGCUUCUCCAAUCGCCCCAACUGGUGUCACAGUGACGUCUGAAAACGCUUAUGAAGGACCUCUAGCCGUUACUGGUGUUCUGCCAUUCUUAGGAGCUGUGGCUUUGGAAGGUGCUCUACCAACUCUCGGUGCUGGCACCAUCAACUAUGGUUGCGGUAAUGGUAAUAUUGGGAUGCUGAAUGAAGAUUUCGGUUAUAACGGUCUUGGGCCUUUGGGCUACAAUGGACUUGGUGGACCACUGGCUUAUGAAGCUGGUCUUGUUGGCCCUGGAUACAGGUAUAAUGGCAUCGGAUGUGGCGGAUAUGGAGCUUAUUAUUAAAUUAAUUUUAUCAAUUAGUUAAAAUGUUUUGAUUGUGGUAAGUUUAGUGAAGUUGUCGAAAUAAAUAGACUGAUUAUGAAA
Messenger RNA from Vanessa tameamea, 692 nucleotides. RefSeq names its product chorion class B protein PC10-like. Gene Ontology annotation, molecular function: structural constituent of egg chorion. Gene Ontology annotation, biological process: multicellular organism development; chorion-containing eggshell formation. Lineage: Eukaryota; Metazoa; Arthropoda; Insecta; Lepidoptera; Nymphalidae. The record is from RefSeq and is a predicted model, not a curated record. Gene Ontology annotation, cellular component: egg chorion. The transcript has 2 exons. Bases 75 to 611 code for a protein of 178 amino acids.